This is a messenger RNA of Bombina bombina (fire-bellied toad), 9857 nucleotides long. RefSeq names its product tensin 3 (gene TNS3). The transcript is spliced from 32 exons. Gene Ontology annotation, biological process: dephosphorylation. NCBI's taxonomy places the organism in Eukaryota, Metazoa, Chordata, Amphibia, Anura, Bombinatoridae. Bases 242 to 4840 code for a protein of 1532 amino acids. Gene Ontology annotation, molecular function: protein binding; phosphatase activity. The record is from RefSeq and is a predicted model, not a curated record.
UUUUUGGUGUUUUAAAACCCCCCACAACCUUACACUUUAUUUUACCUUAGAUACUUGAAAACCUAGAACACAAAAACAUGAAUCUGUGUUUUGAUGUAGAAAAGUGGAAAAAGGCAGAUUUUCUUGUGGAUUUCUACCUCUGUGUACUGUGGGAGUAAAAUAAUUAUAGAACAGUAGAAUGAGGAUUUUUUCUUUUGGAUUCACAUACUCUGCAUAGCCUGAAGUGCAUUAGCUGAAACCUAUGGAUUACUUUGCUGACAUUGGAAAUACGCAGAGUGAAAUCAUGAUUCAGCCUGAAGAAAUUGCUUCAAGUUCCCACACUUUCAAGCAGAAAUCUUUCAGGAAGUCAAAACUUUGUACCGUCUGUAAACAGCCUGUGGGCAAUCAAGGCAUUUCAUGCAGAGUUUGCAAGUAUGUUUGCCACAAGAAAUGUGAGACCAAGGUGUUGACUCCAUGCUUUUUACCAGUGAAUUAUGAAUUGCCGGAUAACACUGAUGCUUGUAUAAGCCAUGUAAGCAGAUCAGCAUCCAACAGUUUUUCAAAAAGCUCAUCUUCCUGUUGCGACAAAUUGUCUCAGAACGUGGACUUUGACCGCAUCAUGGAGGAAGGCUAUGAACUUGAUCUUACCUACAUCACCGAGCGGAUAAUUGCUGUCUCGUUCCCAAGUAGCUGCUCAGAGGAAACCUAUCUUCACAAUCUGCAGGAUGUUACACGAAUGCUCAAGUCAAAACACGGAGACAAUUAUCUGGUCUUGAAUCUAUCAGAAAAGAGAUAUGAACUGACCAAAUUAAAUACAAAGGUUAUGGAUCUGGGUUGGCCUGAUCUCCAUGCACCCCCGCUGGAUAAGGUGUGCAGUAUUUGCAAAGCUAUGGAGACUUGGUUAAAUAGUGACCCUUUGCACGUGGUUGUAAUUCAUUGCAGGGGUGGAAAAGGACGAAUUGGAGUAGUUAUUUCCUCAUAUAUGCAUUUUACUAAUGUUUCCGCAAGUGCUGACCAAGCUCUUGAUCGCUUUGCAAUGAAGAAAUUCUAUGAUGAUAAAGUAUCGAUAUUAAUGCAGCCAUCCCAGAAAAGGUAUGUCAGUUUUCUGAAUGGGCUUCUUUCUGGAAUUGAGAAAAUGAAUGCUACUCCCAUAUUCCUGCAUUAUGUUGUUAUCCAUGGAAUUCCAAGUUUUGAUACAGGUGGAGCGUGUCGGCCUUUUCUAAAGAUCUACCAGGCAAUGCAGCCAGUGUACACAUCAGGAAUUUACAAUGUUGGCCCAGAAAACCAAAGCAGAAUUGUCAUUGCUAUUGAGCCAGCUCAACUUAUUAAGGGUGACAUCAUGCUUAAGUGCUACCAUAAGAAGUAUCGUUCCUCCACACGUGACGUUGUUUUCAGACUGCAGUUUCACACUGGCGCAGUUCAUGGCAAUAGGCUGAUGUUUGCCAAAGACGAGCUGGAUCACGCAAAUAAGGAUGACAGAUUCCCUGAAUAUGGAAAAAUUGAAUUGGUGUUUUCAGGAACUCCAGAAAAAAUCCCAGGCGCUGGGAACUAUCAGAAUAACCAGGGAGUGAUAAUUGACUACAAUACAUCUGAUCCUUUGAUACGUUGGGAUUCUUAUGAAAAUACAUGUACGGAUGGUGAAGUUCUACACACUCAAGGACCCAUAGAUGGAAGUCUCUAUGCUAAAGUAAGAAAGAAAAGUAUGUCUGAUGGGAACAUUACGGUUAGUGACCCUCGUGUUCCUUUGACCAGCAGCCCAGAUCACAGUGACCACACCUUAUCUGUCAGCAGCGACUCUGGGCAUUCCACUGCAUCUGUUAGAACAGAAAGAAUAGAAGAAAGGUCUGGAUCAAGGAUCAAGAGAGGUUUGAGCCCCCAAGAGAAAGCAGAACUAGAUCAGCUGCUCAGCGGUUUUGAGGUAGACAACCCAGCAGGUUCCCUGAAGGAUAUGACAGAUGCUCAAAACAAGUACAGUGGGACUCGUCAUGUAGUCCCAGUUCAAGUUCAUGUCAAUGGAGACACUAAACUCAAAGACAGGGAAACUGAUAUAUUAGAUGAUGAAAUGCCCAAUCAUGAUUUACAUAGUGUAGAUAGCAUUGGUACUUUGUCAUCGUCAGAGGGGCAACACUGCAACCAUCUUGGAAAUUUUAGUUGCCACAAAAGCAGUCAGAAUUCUCUGCUUUCUGAUGGCUUCAGCAGCAACACUGGAGAUGAUCACCACCAUGCCUUAGCACCUGAUCUUGGCAUCAGUGUUGACCCAAUAUAUGAAAGAUCGUAUAGCAUCAGUGAGCCAAAGCCUGUUCAGCAACCAACAACCCAACCUCCUCCCUAUAUACAGAGUAACUACUCAACACAGACUUGGGUUCGUCAACAACAGAUGGUCAGCUCACAUCAGUACAGCUAUUCUGCAGAUAAUGAGGGAAGGUUUGUCAUACAUAACACUUUAGAGACUGCUAACAUUCCAGACACACCUAAAGUACUUUCAACAGCUAACAGGGACCUGAAUAGCAGAGAUAAUGUGCAAAGGAGUUUGGGAAAUAUGCCAAAUUCCACUCAAGAACAGAGUUCAGAGUUUUUCAGAUGUGGAAUAGUAACUGAUACAACACAAAAUGGAUUAGAGGUAAAAUAUGAGGACAUGCCAUCUUCUCCAACUCUGGAUAUCGACCAGUCCAUUGAGCAGUUAAAUAAAUUAAUUUUGGAGUUGGACCCAACAUUUGAACCCAUUCCAACUCGAAUGAACACAAGUGUCAAAAAUGGUAGUCCUUUGAAUAACUCUGCAGAUGCUGGUAUGCAGCGUGGUGGACUUGCGCAAAAUUCUGUAGAAUCAGAGAAAAGGGAUUAUGUGAGCAGGACUAACUCCCAAGAAGUGUCAAACACAGAAAAAGUUUCUUUGGCAAGAAUAAGAAAAUUAAGUUUUGGACAGUAUGACAAUGAUGCUUCAAGUCCGCAGCAGUAUCCCAAGCAUGGCUGGAAGAAAUCUCCAGAACAGGAGUCAAUUUCUAGAUCAUUUAUGGUUGGACAAUUAACUGAGGGUGGUUAUCGUAGUUUUCAAGGGGACUUUGAUGAAGUAGACAGUAUAUUCACUCCUUCAAAAAAUGUGAAUGAAGUUGUCCCACCUACACCAGCAUUUCCAGUUUCACCAGAAACACCAUAUGUAAAAACACCAAACUUUUCUGGAAUAAUUGAGGCCGGGCACCAGAUCUGUAAACCUACAGAUAUGUACAGAUCAAGGCCUGAGCCACAGAAUUACAGUGAAGGUUUGAAUCAUUCCACUCUAUUGUCUGAAAAUUCUUUGACUGAGAUGCAGGGGUCUUCCAUUUCAAGACCAUCAAAUUCUUCAUGCAAUGCCAGCAGUAUCAUUUCUAUGACAAGAGGAGAAAGCAAUGUUUCUGAUGUUGAACAUUUCUGGAUGGAAAAUGCCUCAAGACCAUCACUUUCUUCUCAGCCUUCCUUGAGAAGUAGGUCUCCAGCAACUUACAUUCAGCCAUCCGAAUAUCCACAAGGCCCAUUAAUGGACAGAUCGAUGUUAUGUCAUGCAACAGCAUCUGGGCUUCAGACUCUUACAAUUGGCAACCAAGAAGGCCUUCAAGGAGAUCUUCCAGAACAUUCCACCAGUACAAAUAGCCAAUCAUACCUGAACUUUGACAUUAGUGGUGGCACUAAUAACCGACCCCUGCUGGAUGAGAAGCAGGUAUCGUUCAUCGCUAGUGCAAAUGGCUCCCCAAGAAGCGUAAGAACCCAAUUCUCUGGUGACAAUGGACUAAGUCAAGGUAGCCCUAUUCUGCAGCAUGUAAUAAAAUCAUUGCAUUCCCAACCUCCCCUCCCAGAGAAGAAGCGGAUUUCUGAAGGCGAUCGGUCAUUGGGGUCCAUUUCUCCUUCUUCCAGUGGGUUUUCCAGCCCUCACAGUGGAAGUACAGUCAGCAUUCCCUUUCCAAAUGUCCUUCCUGACUUUUCAAAGCUUUUAAGUGACUCUCCAAUUCCAGAAAAUUCAACUGAAAAGCACAUGACAGUGAAAUUUGUCCAGGACACUUCUAAGUUCUGGUAUAAGCCAGAUAUAUCAAGAGACCAAGCUAUUGCUGUUCUGAAGGACAAGGAACCAGGUUCUUUCAUUGUUCGAGACAGCCAUUCAUUCAGAGGAGCAUAUGGCUUAGCUAUGAAAGUUGCAACGCCGCCUCCUUCAGUUUUACAGCUCAACAAAAAAGUUGGAGAUCUGACAAAUGAGCUUGUCAGGCAUUUCUUGAUUGAAUGCGUUCACAAGGGAGUAAGAUUGAAGGGAUGUCCAAAUGAACCUUACUUUGGGAGUUUGACAGCUUUGGUUUAUCAGCAUUCCAUUACUCCACUGGCAUUGCCUUGUAAAUUACUCAUCCCUGACAAAGAUCCAUUGGACGAGAUUGCAGAGACAGCUCCACAGACAGCUGCAAACUCUGCUGCUGAACUUCUGAAGCAAGGGGCAGCAUGCAAUGUUUGGUAUCUCAAUUCGGUGGACAUGGAGUCGUUGACGGGAUAUCAGGCAGUGCAGAAAGCUUUGAGCAUUACUCAAGUACAAGAUCCACCCCCUAUCUCAACUGUGGUACACUUCAAGGUGUCUGCUCAAGGAAUCACAUUAACAGACAAUCAACGCAAGUUGUUCUUCCGAAGACAUUACCCUGUAAACACAGUGAUAUUCUGUGCCCUGGAUCCACAAGACAGAAAGUGGACAAGAGAUGGACUUUCAGCAAAGGUUUUUGGCUUUGUAGCAAGAAAAGGCACCGCCAAUGACAAUAUCUGUCACCUAUUCGCAGAACAUGACCCAGAGCAACCAGCUAGUGCCAUAGUGAACUUUGUAUCAAAAGUCAUGAUUGGUUCUCAGAAAAAAAUGUAGAGCUUUGCCAUCAAAGGACUGUUAAAUGCAGAGCUCUUUUCUGGUGUUCUAAACUUGGGACAGAGAACCAAUCACAUUAUAAACUUGGGACUGUGAGUAAAUCACUUUAUAAUCCGCAUUCUCCCAGGAAAAAAAAAGCACUGGCAGAAUCAGAAGCUAAGAAAACCGCAAGAAUCUGGAAGCCAAGUUCUUGGAAUGUUCUGGUUUUAUUUUCAGUCUUCCUUUUUUUCACUUUGUGGGUCCACAGAUAAGCAUAAUAUACAGGGAAACAAUGUUGCUUAUAAUUUGAAUCAAAUUUCUACAGCCAUAAUUUGCAAAUCCGACAAUUUUUCAUUUGCUUUAUACGAAAUCCGCAUUCUAAUCCAUUGUUAUUGGGUGGCAAGCUGGAUUCUUCUAUGUGUUCAUAAAUGUGCUAUAUCUAAAAAAAAAUGUUGACUGGGUGAAUACACCCAUACAUUGUCAUAAUCUGAAACAGUGCAAGUGUGUGUAUGACUGUGUGUCUGUAUAUGUGUGUGUGUGUAUGUGUAUAUAUAUAUAUAUAUAUAUAUAUAUAUAUUGUUUUAAAUAUCUUUGUUUAAAAAAUGUGCAGCCUUUUAGUAGUUUAGGUUCCUUGAAAAAUAUUGUGAAAUCGAAACACUAAACUAGUUAAUCUGAAAACAUUGAAAACUGUUACUGGGCAACUUAUAGGACAAAUCCAUACUAUUUUUAGUUUAUGACAAUGUACUUUUCAGCAUAACGUCACUUUUAGAGUCCACUUGGACAUAAUAAACUUUUGAACCCCUGAGAGGCCUGCAACACAGCACAUUGCAGCUUGUCUUUUGACAGAUGGGUGUAUUUCUUUAUUUAAAAACUGUCAAAGCAGAAAUGAAUUGAAAGUAGCACGAGGAGCCUUUCCUGCAAGGAUGUUGGAUGAAAAGUCUACGCAUGUCAUUCAAAGAUGGAUUGUGCACGUUGUUCUGAAGGCGAUGCGAAGAGGAACUGGCGUUUUAAAUGUUUAUAAGAGAAUAUUCAAAAAGGUGAACUGCAAGUUGUUUUCUAAAGACUAUUCUGAAAGUUUAUUGAAAAUGAUGUAGGAAAUUGAAUGAGGUCACAAAAAUAGAAAGGUUCUUUCAUACUGAUUGUAUUCUAUCCCUGAAUGCAUUCUUCAUAUUUACACGCAACCUUUAUGUUUGAGGAUGUCUGCUAUAUGAAGUGACAAGGUAUCCUCUUGCAAACACAUAUACACUAUAUAUGCCAUACAAAGGAAGUCUAAUGAAUAAUGACUAACAGCACUUGGGUCUUACUGGGAAGAAAUGAAUAAAAAAAAGGUUUAUGAUUCUAUAGAAGUUUUUGCAUUAGCACCUGUUAAUAAAUGUAAAAGAAAAACACAGAUUUGCAAGUAUCACUUAUUGUGUAAUUUUAUGUAUCUGAGAGAGGGAUAAAAAAUGUGAUUUGUAUGUUGUAUAUUUUACUUGUGCCAAAUGAGUUGCAUAGCAUUGUUACAAGGAUUAUUUUACACCAUAAGUGCAUUCAUUUGUUGGUGUGUUGUAAAUGUGGUCUUUAACCAUUCACACUAAACUAGUUGUCCUAAUCUCUGAUUUUUAGCUUCAAAUUUGAGUUUUCUGUACAAUAUGAAAUUAGUCCAGGUUUUUUUUUCUCCAUGAAUUUGUGUAGUGAACACAGUACAGUUGCUAUGUCUCUUAAUCACCCUGAGAUUUCCUGUGCAGGCGGUUACAUCUGAUUUUUAUAAUGCUGAAAAUAUAUUUCCUAUAUUAAAAACAGCAGCACAGUAUUCAGUUUUGUUUGUAUAUUUAUCAUCUUGAUUUCAUAUGUUUGCCUAGAUUAAUAUUUCACCAUGAUCUAACACUGUGUGAUAACUGCACCAACAUCUGUAUUAUUUUCAGAAAGUUAUUAACCUAAACCUUUUUAUUUGCUGCUGUAUAACCUGUAUAUAUGCAGUAAUGAACCAAAUGAUAGCUUUUCUCAUAAAUAGUUAACCAUUAAUGUUUUGUACUUGCUAAAGUGUUGCAGAUCAUUUUAAAUCUGCAUUUGUAUUACAUUUAAAGUGACAAUAAAGUCAUUAUUUGACAUUCAUGAUUUAGACAGAGCACACAAUUUCAAACAACUUUCCAAUUUACUUCUAUUAUUUAAUUUACUUCCUUCUCUUGUUAUCUUUUGCUGAAAGGUUUAUCUAGGAAAGCUCAGGAGCAUCAAAGAACCUAGGUUCUAGCUGCUGAUUUGUGGACAGGUGUAUUUAUAUACCGAUUGUUAUUGGCUUACCCAUGUGUUCAGUUAGAAAACAGUAGUGUUGCUCCUUCAACAAACGAUACAAAGAGAAUGAAACACAUUUGAUAAUAGAAAUAAACUGGAAAGCUGUUUAAAAUUGUAUGUUCUACCUAAAUCAUGAAAUAAAAAUGUUGGGUUUCAUGUCCCUUUAAAUAUGACAAUAAUAAGCAAUUAUCUUUUAUCUGUAUGUUAAUGACUCAUAUUAGUGCAUUUCUUGCUUUGUCCUUAUUUGUUGGUACCACAUGUAUACAGGCUAUUGGCCCCAGUUCUAGAAUAUCGGUGUAUUGUUAGGUGUUUGCAUUUAAGUUCCUAGACAUUUUUUUAUUUCUUUGCAAUGAGUUCUGUAAAUAGUUACAACUUUACACUUUGCCAUCCAGUAGUUCUAAUUUACAUCAAAACCUCAUUCUAAUCACAAAACCUUAAUUUAACUGGUUGAGUAUUCUUAUUUAAUAUGGAGCUUUUAUGAGUUCUGUUUAGUGUUACCAUUUACAGCAGUUGAGAAAAUAAUAGUUGUUCCAAAUGUGAUCAAGUCAAGAAAUCAUUAUCUUGUAUUAGCAACCAUUAGCGUAGAUUACAGGACCAUCACAUAGAACUGGACUUGAAGCUAAAGGCCAAAUAGUUCAAGUGAGACAGUUUGAAACUUUAAAAUGACAUUAAAGUCAAUUAUUUUUUUAUAUGCAUCCAAAAUUAUUCAUUGCAACAGAUAUGUAUACACAAACUAUGCAUUUACACCUCUUGUUUUAUAACUUUACUGUUGGAGGCAGAUAUAAAUCAACGUCUGCACAUAGCCAAUUGCGCAGCAUGUGUCAGACUUCUGUACUCCAUGGAAUUCACUCCAUCCCCUCUGGGGGAGUUGAAAAAUGAUCAUUUUAACAUUUAAAUGACAGGAAAAGCAGGCAAAUUAAAAAAGGUGCAUUGCAUUUUUUUAAAAUAUUUUAUGGGAAAUGUCAGUUUAAAUUAAAAGCCAUAACGCAAAAAGGAUUGUUGCCGUAUUUGUCCCACAGAGAAUGUUUCUUUAGUAGAUUGUGAUAACUUUUAACAAAAAAAAAAUAUAUUUUUUUAUUCCAUAAGCUUUCAAGACCUUACUGUUCUCUUCUUCUCUACAUCAGAGGACGAGACCUGUGAAGUCUUGAAAGCUUACAGAAUAAAAAAAACUUAAUUUUGUUAAACCAUUAAAAGGCAUCAAAAUCUACUAAAGGAAUAAAGAGCCAUGUCAUUUUGUUUUUAAUAGCAUGUGAUAUUCAGGUGUUGGAAAAAAUAUGUUAAAGGGAUCCUGUACUGUCAAUAUUUUCUAUCAUUGACUAGAAAGAGCAGCAUUAAAGGGCCACUCAGGUUAAAUUAAACUUUCAUGAUUCAGAUAGAGCAUGUAAUUUUAAACAACCUUCCAAUUUACUUCCAUUAAAAAAAAUGUGCACAGUCUUUUAUAUUUUCAAUUUUUGAGUCACCGGAUCCUACUGAGCAUGUGCAAGAAUUCACAGACUAUACGUAUAUGCAUUUGUGAUUGGCUGAUUGCUAUCACAUUGUACAAGGGGAGUGGAAAUAUAACUUUGAAAUUUGUUAUAAAAAAAUCUACUACUCAUUUGAAGUUCAGACUAAGUGCUAUUGCAUUGUCUUGUUAUCUUGCAUUUGUUGAUUAUGCAAAUCUAAUGUGUUGACUGGUUCUUUAAAUAUAGGAAUUAUCAGGAAGUACCUGUCACCCAAUGAACACUUAUGGGAACUACCAAACUGGUAGCGCUUCAUCAGUUUCAGUUUAAAUUUAAGCAGUUUUUUAAAACCUUUUCAGGCAAUUUUUCACUUAAAUGAAAAUAUUUUUUUUCAAUACACAGCCCCUUUCAACUAUUGUUCACAAGCAAAUCUUAUUCCACAAUAUUGCAAUUAUUCAAAUUUUGAAAGACAUGAAAAUGAACCGGUCAUGAUUUGGAUAGAGCAUGGAAUUAAAAAAAAAAUCUAUCGGUAUCAAAUUUGGUUUCUGCUCUUGGUACCCUUAAUUGAAUAACAUAUCUAGAUUUGCUGAGGAGAAGAGUUCAUGUGUCUUAAACACGCUCCUGAGCCUACACAGGUAGGGUCUUCAAAAAAGGAUACCUCGAGAACAAAGCAGAUUAGAUUACUACUUUGAUUGUUUCCAGAAUGCUUAUUUUUACUGCUCGUAUUGCUGAUCAACUGGGAGAUAACAUACUUUUUUUUUUUUUUUUUUACCUUUAUGCGCUUUUGUAGUGUAAGCAUAUUUUAAUGGUAUAUUACCAUAUAUUUUUAUAUGAUAUAUUUUUAAAGCUACACAAAUUUAGCAGUAGUUUAUAAACGUGUAUCUGGUAUUCUAUAACACUUUUCAUACUAAAAAUAUUACAGCACUUCUUUUGUAGUUUUGGUUAGAUUUUCCACAGGUACUGUGAUCUUUUUACUUAGCAAAAUUAUGACUAUACCAGAUGUAUUCAGCUACAUCCAGUUAUCGUACUUUUUAUUUUUUCUGAUUUUAAUAUACAGUGUUAAUAAAUAAAAAUGCAAAACAGAUGAAAGCCAUGUUUAAUAAAAUAAUGCCAGUGUAUUUAUCAAGCCACUGUAAUGUCAUUUAAUAUAUAUAUAUAUAUAUAUAUAUAUAUAUAUCUUAUUAGUUCUAUGCGUUUAUGUUCUGUAAAAAUGUAUCCACUUUGUAAAAAAAAAUAAAUGCUCUACACAUAUUAUGUAUAGUCAUUUACUUUGCUUUGAAAUAUCAAUUUUAUUUAGAUUAUAAUAAAAUGUGAAUUUAUUAAAAUGC